UAGGGUUUUGAUGAAGAAAAUAUGAAAUAAGAACGUUUCCGUGACGUUUCGUUCCCUGCAACUAUCGUCCAAGAUCUGAGCAACAAUGGGUUCUUGGUUGAAUACAAAGAUUUAGUGUAGAUCAUCUUCACAUUCGCCCCUUGACUCCUGAUUUUGGGGAUCAACAAAUUCAUUUGUUAAAAAAGUGGAGGCUUUUUAUGAUUUUGGGUGGUGGAGGGGUAGUUACCAAAGAACUUGCUGACAAAUAAGGUUCCUGUUAUUAAUGGUGUUGUGCAUGAUGAAUUAAGAGAAACGGCUACCGUAAACCUUACAAAUCCGAUUGGGGACACACCUGCUAGCAUUGAUAAUCAAACUUGUAGUCAUGUAGUGUAACAAGAUCAAUGAAGAGAUCAAAAAUGACAAAUCUUGGUAGCAAUGAUAAGCUUAUAAAGCCUUGUAAGAAAUUAAAGUCUGGGAUUGCUUCUCCUGAUCGGCUCAGUGUCUGAAGGUGAAAAACCGUCUGGAAGUUCUAAUAUUUCACCCUCUAUCACAAACGCCAAUGAUCAAAAGCCGAGUUUUGAAAAACGGAGUUCAGUUUGGGAGACGAUCGGGUCAAUGGCCUCAGAAUCCGCAUUUUCGCCCCCUUGAAAAUCUAAAGGAAAGUGCCCGUGAACGCCACGUAAUCCAUAAAAUGGUUGACUUCUCAGGCGUUUUUGAGGACAUGUGCCGUUUACGGUGUGAUCAUCCAAGAACCGAAUUCCAAGAUCAACUGGAGAUCCUUUUGGAACUGGAAACCCACGGGUCUGAUGUCAAUUCUUUGAGAAUCCGUUUGAAGGAAAUGCUUUCUUUGAAGGACAAACUGGAGGCACUUGAAACUGGGAAAAAAAUCCCGAAGAUAAUCUUGAGAUUGAGCGUGUUAAAGUUGAAGAACGCAACAAAGACAUUGUGUUGACUGAUUGUCAGAUUGAUGAAUUGCGUGAUAGACGUGAACGGCUAGUGAAAGAAAACAAGGAAAGUACGUUGAAAAUCAUUGCUUGGGAAGAAGAAGUUAAUGUAAAUGAAGAAGCUAAGUGCGAAUAUGAUCGCAAAUUCUAUGAAUUAGCAGCUGCACCUUUUAAAUUAUCAAGUUAGAGAUACUAUGAAAAGUUUUUGGAUGAUUAGUUUCUAGUUGUUUUCUUAAGGUUAGCAAGUGCUUAAAGGCCUGGCAUGGUUUUUUUGAAUAGUAAUCCAUGUGGUCAUAGCUUAGACCAGAUUUUGAUUUUGACCCAUUUGCUUAUUACCAAGCCAGUUUGAUUGGAGGUAAGUUUUCAUCAAACCUUCAUGUUUGCUUAAAAGGGUGGCGCAGUGAUAAGCGUUUUGAGCAUCUUUACCAAUGAUCUUAUUUUGGGUCAGUAACAACCUUAAUUUUACUAAAUUCAUGUAUGAAACCGGGUCGACAUAAAUGGGCUGAUGGCAAAUGUUUUUUUUUUCAGAGAAACAGGUUGCGGUUUUUUAAUAGUUUUAGCUCGAUUGCAUUUGUGUGUGUUUGUUGUAACUUGUAAGUAAAUGAUUCUUUGCUGCAAUGGUUUUUGCGAGGAUAUGUGUUUUUUUAUGUCUCUUGUUUGAUACUGUGUUGCUUAUGUUUUGUAUGCUUUUAAUGUGAUACUUGUUUAGGACCUUGAAUUAUUUGUUAUAUGGUGUGGUGUAGGGGAUAUUUAUGCAUCAAAAUGGUUUAUAUUUUGUUUCCCUUUGGGCAAAAGUAAGAAAAAAACAAGGUUUAUGGUUUAUCUUCAGGAUAGGAAUAAAGGUGGAAGCGUUUUUAAAGGAAGAACAUUUGCGUGACGUUUGGUUCAAUGUAACUAUCGUUGAAGAUUUGGGAAACAGUUUGUGUUUGGUUGAAUACAAUUUUUCAGGGAUCAGGAGGGGGUGUAACAAUACAACAAAGAUUAACAUGGACCAUUGCAACACCCUAGGCAAAUCCCACAUCAUCCGUGGACACAGGAGAGAUUCUUGGUUCAUAAGGAAUGUCAUGCCUCUUAAAUCAUCAACGCGUUUUGGGCUUAGUUGGUUUUGGAGCACAUAAAAACUCCAUAGUUAAGUGUGUUCAGGUGGGAGUAGUACUGGGAUGUGACCUCGAUGGGCAACGGUGGGUAGGUAGAAAGGUGGAAGUAUCUUUAGAGGAAAAAAUUUUGCGUGACGUUUGGUUCCCUGCAACUAUCGUUGAUGAUCCGGGCAACAUUCUGUUCUUGGUUGAAUACAAAGAGCUUCAAGAGUUGGUAUAGAUCAUCUUCACAUUCGCCCCUCAGCUCCUCAGUUUACGGUUACAAGUUUUGGUUUGUUAGAAAAAGUAGAUGCUUUCUAUGAUUUUGGCUGGUGGAGUAGAGUAGUUACGAAAAAACUUGCUUACAGUAGAUACGUUGUGUAUUUUAAACACACAAAUAAGGUUAAAGAAUUUAGUCAUCUGGAAUUAAGAUCACAUUUGGAAUGGAAAGAUGACGGUUGGUUCACCACUCGUCAGGUUUCUGUUUCUAAUGAUGAAUUAAGUGAAAGUCCUACCUUAAACCUUACACAUCUGAUUGGGGAGACACCUACUACUAGUAUUGAUAAACAAACUUUUAGUGUAACAAGAUCAUGAAGAGAUCAAAAGUGACAAAUCCUAUAAAGCCUUGUAAGAAAUUAAAGUCUGGGAUUGCUUCUCCUGAUCCGAGUAAAGAAGUCAACAACCAAUCUGUUGGUCAAACCGUAGAUAAGACUAAGAGACUUCUUCGUGGAAGGAAAACGCCUGCUAAGCAAGACAAAAGUGUUGAUUCUAGAGGCCCGGAAGCUUUACUUAAAGGUGCAGGUGAUCUGACCCUAACAACAAUUGCAAACACUGUUAAGGGAAACCGUGUUAACGAAAAUAUUCCUUCUACGACAGCUGACGUUCAGGAUAAGGAAACUGACGGCAACUCAUCAACAAUAAGAAAGUGGGGAAAGACAUUCAAAAGGCAACCCACAAACCGCAAGACUUCUGUGGCUUUAAGUAUUCAAAAUGAAGAUGCCAGUGUUAAAAAGCAAAAGGAAAAGUCCAGUACACCGGCGAAAGGAAAACAAGGAAGAAGUAUGAUUAGUUUAAGCAUCAAGUCUUCACCACAAGUUUCUGUAGAUCUUCACGAUUCUUCUGCACAAAUAGUAUCAGUUAAUGGAACUUCUGAUAUUGUUGAGAAAUCACUCGACUUAGUGUCUGAAAAUCAGUCUCUUUUAAGGUCGUUUCUAGCUUCUCUUGAGUCCGCAGGUAAAGAACCGUCUGGGAAUUCUAAUAUUCCACUCUCCAUCACAAACGGCGAUGAUCAAAAGCCGAGUUUUGAAAAACGGAGUUCAUUUUGGGAGACCAUCGGGUCAAUGGAAGCAUUUCGUUUAUUUCCACAGAAUCCGCAUUUUCGCCCACUUGAUACUCUUAACGAAAGUGCCCGUGAACGCCACGCAAUCUAUAAAAUGGUCGACUUCUUAGGCGUUUUCGAGAACAUGUGCCGUUUACGGUGUGAUCAUCCAAGAACCGAAUUCCAAGAUCAACUGGUGAUCCUUUUGGAACUGGAAACCCAUGGGUUUGAUGUCGAUUCUUUGAGAAUCCGUUUUAUGGAAAUGCUUUCUUUGAAGGAUAAACGGGAGGCACUUGAAACUGGGUCAAAAGAUCCCAAAGAUCAUCUUGAGAUUGAGCGUGUUAACGUUCAAGAACACAAGAUAGACAUCAUGUUGAUUGAUAGUCAGAUUGAUGAAUUGCGUAAUAAACGUGAACGACUUGUGAAAGAAAACGAGCAGAGUACGUUGAAUAUAGUUGCAGGGGAAAAAGAAGUUGCAGAAAUUGAAGAAGCUAAGUGCGAUUGUGAUCGCAAAUUUCAUGAAUUAGCGACUGCUCCUUAUUAAAGAUUAGUUUGUUAGAGAUGUGAUGGGAGAGGUUUUGGAUGAUUAGUUUACAGUAGUUAUCUUAAGGUUAGCAAUUACUUAAAGGUAAUCCUUGAGACCAUAGCUUACACCAGAUUGAUUUUGACCCAUUUGCUUAUAACAAGCCAGUUUGGGUGUUGGUUUUUUCUUAAUUUUAUAUUUGGUUUAACUGAAUUGAAAGUAGACCCACAAUUUAUUUUCAAUGCAUACAACUUUUAA
Molecule: messenger RNA, 4098 nt
Organism: Helianthus annuus (common sunflower)
Lineage: Eukaryota; Viridiplantae; Streptophyta; Magnoliopsida; Asterales; Asteraceae
Product: DUF724 domain-containing protein 3
Exons: 11
Coding region: 2590-3861 (423 amino acids)
Source: RefSeq, a predicted model, not a curated record